This is a messenger RNA of Hydractinia symbiolongicarpus, 1596 nucleotides long. RefSeq lists its product as uncharacterized. The record is from RefSeq and is a predicted model, not a curated record. Gene Ontology annotation, molecular function: RNA polymerase II cis-regulatory region sequence-specific DNA binding; DNA-binding transcription factor activity, RNA polymerase II-specific. The transcript is spliced from 2 exons. NCBI's taxonomy places the organism in Eukaryota, Metazoa, Cnidaria, Hydrozoa, Anthoathecata, Hydractiniidae. Gene Ontology annotation, biological process: cell differentiation; anatomical structure morphogenesis; regulation of DNA-templated transcription. Bases 286 to 1284 code for a protein of 332 amino acids.
GUAAAUAAGAAACAGGUGAGCAGAUUUUUUCAAAUUUUUAUGCGCGGGAUCUAAUCAGUGGCGAUUUGAUAUUUGAAUAACACUUCUCAGUGCUGUUUCUUCGGCAGAUUUUUCUCACUUGAAAUUUUACGCACCUGUGAGAUCAACCUUGAAUAUAUUCUGUAACUACUCGAGCGUGAGAAUUUUAAACUAUUACAAAGGAGAAACAAGAUUUGUAGAAGUUGAGAGAAAAAAUAUUUGCCAAACCAAAAAGAAAAUUGACGACAUUCAUUUUGCUCUUUAAAUAUGGAGUUGGACGUUGGUAUGGAUGUUUUGAUGUCAGAUACUUUGCCCACUCCUGAACCACAAGAAGGUGACUUAAAUAUGAUACACUUGAACCCACUACAACUUAAUCUUGAUUUUGUUUUAUCAAAUCAUGGAAAAAAGAAAAAAUCAGGGAGUCAGAAUCAUGUAAAAAGGCCUAUGAAUGCAUUUAUGGUUUGGUCGCAAAUAGAAAGGAAAAAAAUGGCUGACGUCUACCCUGACAUGCAUAACGCUGAGAUCAGUCGGCGAUUAGGAAAAAGGUGGAAACUUUUGAGUGAUGUCGAUCGAAGACCGUUCGUUGUUCGCUCUGAGAAGCUACGUGAAGAGCACAUGCGACGCUACCCAGAUUACAAAUAUAGACCCAAAAAGAAAACGCGAGAGUUAACAAAGCCAAUAUGUAAUCAACAUAUCACUAAAAUUAUAAAACUUAGUACGGAUCAGCAAAGAACUGAAGAGUGUAAAAACAUAUCCGACAUGGAUAGAGUUGGUGCAAUGAACUGUUUAACAAGUAACAAUACGUAUUGCGGCAUGCUACAAAAUAAUAACGAUACUGUUCUAAGUCUCAAGCAUACGCAGUAUGUCUUGUCGCCAGGAAAACCUUUUUUGACACUUUCAAGACAAGUCGGCAAAAUUGGAAGCUUAAGUUCGUCAGAUGGAAAUUUAACGUUAUCACCACAGAAAACUGCUGAAUUUAACAGUAAAGGUAAGCCUUCAACUCCGCCAGUCAACGUUCCAGACUACAUCGGGGCUACCGAUGACAGUGAAAGUAACAUGUCAUUCUAUGACGAUGUGAUGGACUAUCAAGACGGUAAGAAAUCACAACUUUUGCAGACAAAAAUCCAAAAAGGUUUGGAGCAUCGACACGAAAACACAAAUGGUGAUACUUUGUCAGAAGUACAUGAUUUUCAAGAUUUGUAUACAACGCCUGAAGUAUCUGAAAUUUUAACCGGGCAAUGGCUGGAAAGUAGCUUGGGCUUUUAAGUUGUGUAAGUGCUUUUAUGCAAAUGGAGGUUGAAUUUUUGUUAGUAUGCUAAAUUUGGUAUAUCGUUAGGGUUCGCUAAACCUGCUGUAUUGGGCUCCUUUACCGCUCUGGAAUGUUCAUUUGUUGACUUUGAGCAAAAAUAUGUUGCAAAGCACAAUUUUUCAACAAAAAAUUGAAUUUGAACACAUGGACUAAUUUAAUGACUAAUCAAUAAUCUUGUUUUUUUUAUCAAUUCCUGUACAUAUUUUAUUAAAUCAGUCAACAUUUAAAUUGUAAAUUGUGAAAUAGUAAAAAUUAAUUAAAAAGAUAAA